AUGCUCCUAUCAUCUUGUAUAUUGCGCCUGGGAUUUAGCAAGCGCAUCUUACAAUGCGCACGAUUCAAUUCAACGGAACAAGUCGAAUAUCUUAAAACAGCUCUCAGUAACGGCAGACUAGAUUGGACUGAUGUAAAAAAGAACAUUCUCGAGAAACGCGGCAACUGUAACACAAAGAAUAUUGACGCUAUGAUGCUUAAAGUAAUGGUUAAUAACAAAUAUUUCGAUGCGGCUUUGAAAUUUGCUGAUUAUCUGAAAAAGGAUAACACUGAUUUGUCUUUAGGCGCUAUAAAUGGUCUCCUAAUACUUUACUACAAUUAUUCUAAACACAGCAACUUGGCUCCUGAGGAGAGAGAGUUCAUCCUUAACACAUAUAACAAACUAUAUGAGAAGUAUAAAAUAUUAGAUUAUACUACAGGAGAUAAUUUAAUACAUGCAUUGUGUGCGAUAGAUGAGUGGAAAAAAUGUAAGCGGAUCCUGGAAGAUGUAAAAAUUAGUGGUACACCAACUCACUCUGCCUAUAGCACCAUAAUUGGAACCUUGUUUAGGUUGAAUAAGAAAGCGGAUGCUAUGAAAAUGAUUGAUGUUAGCGUGAAUGACAGAAGGCCACUCCAAGACUAUGCUUAUGAAGAAUGGAUUAAGAGUAUAUCUAGGAAAUACAAAGAUAAAAAGACUAUAUUGAAGUAUUUAGAGGAGAUAUGUUUACACAUUGAAAAUAGUGCUGGACCAAUACCUAAGGUGACAGCUGAUAGGCUAAAAGAUGCAUUCUCAUCUUUACAGUUUGAGACUAAGAAUACAGAAAUUGUUAAAAAGACCGGUGAUUGCAUUACAUGCUGGCAGACAUUGGACUGUCAUAAGCUAACUGAUGAAGAAUUUCUUUACCUUCAAAACAAUGUCAAGGAGAAAUUGAUUGUUGGUUCGGACUUGUUCCUAAAAUCAUCACCUGAAGAGCUUGAACGAUUUCAAAAGUUUGUCCAACAGACUGCACCGUACGACAUUGUUAUAGAUGCCUUAAACCUAUUAUAUUUAGCACAGAAAAAUGUAAAAGAUAGAAUGCACAUAUUAAAUUAUGUCGUGAAUUAUUUCUCAACAAAGAAUAUGAGAAUUUUGGUUUUAGGUAGGAAACAUAUGUUCAAAUUGAAUAAAGGAAGUUUACAUUAUAUGAUGAGGCGUGCUUUUACAUUUUUCACUGAUGAUUUAUCUCAAGAUGACCCAUACUUCAUAACAGCGGCCAUUUUAAGUGGAUCACACACAGAUAUUCUCUCCAGAGACUUGUUGAGGGGACACAGGUUUACUUUGAGAGAUGACAAUUUGAGAAGGAUUUUUCUGAGGUGGCAAUGGCAACACCAGUGGAAGGCUUUCAAUUCUAAGAGAGGACCAUUUGUACUGACACCUCUACCAUAUACGCCCUGUGCUCAAAAGAACUCUGGGGUUUGGCACAUACCGUAUGAGUCUGAAGAGAAUUUAGAUGAUGGCAAAAUCAAUGAUGGAGUUCCAGAUUGUUCUACGUGGUUAUGUUUGCGACCAAAACCUGAUAGUAGCUGA
This is a messenger RNA of Leptosia nina, 1545 nucleotides long. Lineage: Eukaryota; Metazoa; Arthropoda; Insecta; Lepidoptera; Pieridae. The record is from the annotation of a GenBank genome assembly.